Molecule: messenger RNA, 1676 nt
Organism: Ricinus communis (castor bean)
Lineage: Eukaryota; Viridiplantae; Streptophyta; Magnoliopsida; Malpighiales; Euphorbiaceae
Exons: 3
Coding region: 224-1420 (398 amino acids)
Source: RefSeq, a predicted model, not a curated record
UAUGAAGAAGAGGCGAGAGGAAUUCACAUUUGACUUUCCCGAAAGUACAGGGAAGGGCGCAAACACCCGCGCCAAUCUCAUAAUAAAAGUUGUUUUCUCUUCUUAUUAUGUUUUUUUUCAUUUUCCUUACAAUAUUGAUUCAAUUUGAUUAAUAGUUUGAUAGAUCUAAUUAGACUGUGAUACAUAAGUGUUAUUGAGAUUAGUUCGAUUAUUAUGGUAUCAAAUGGAUAGCGAGAUGGUGAAUUACAGCAAUGGAAAUCACCAUUGCAAUUAUAAUUACAAGAACAGCACUGAAUUUUGUAAUGAUUACUAUAAGAAUGAAGAUGAGGAGGUGGAUCCGCUGCCAAUAAGCCGUGAUCACGGCUAUGACACAGUGAAAAGUCGUUUUCUGAUGUCACCCACAAAUUUUUAUCCAUUUUCAUCAGCGACAAAGGAACCAUCUUCGCCGGCUCGUCGUCAUGAUUUCAUUGAGCAUCCUGUUUCCAGGAUGGACACUCUUGCCGGGGUCGCCAUCAAGUAUGGUGUUGAGGUAGCUGACAUUAAGAAAAUGAAUGGUUUGGUCACGGAUCUUCAAAUGUUUGCUCUCAAAUCACUUCAGAUUCCAUUACCUGGAAAACAUCCACCUUCAUCUUCCUUAUCAAAUGGUCAUGAUACUUCAAGAAAGCAGGCCCCAACAUAUCGUGCGCAUUCUGACCUCUUUGAUUCAUUUCAAUCGUUGAGGCUUAAUUCUUCAAAACAGGAGGUUUCUCCAGCCAUGACUACUUUACAAGGUUAUUAUGGCCUUAAACCAUUAACAGAUCCAAUGAUUUCCAAUUUUGAAACAGUAGACUACAGAAAAGGAGACUGUAAUUAUCAGGACGACAUUCAAUAUCUCAGACCUUCACCAUCAUUAGAUACACCUUUGAACCGCCACCGGAAGUCCAGGAGCUUAGUUAAUGGGUUUCUAGAAGAGCAUAAUAGACUAGCUGACAACCAGCAUUCUACUGAAGCACGGGAAAAUAACUUAGAGAAAUGGAAUGAGAAAUUGGUCAGGAGGCGUCAAAAAUCUGAAGCUGACUUCUCUUCCAUCUACCCUGAAACACUAAUGAGGGAGGAUAGCUGUGUUGUAAGUUCACCAACCACAGGAAAAAGCUUAGCUAUGAGGUUCAAAGCAGCAAGGCGAACUGGUUUGCCAAUUGAUACUGAAAUAAACUCUCUGACUGAUUCCUUUAUGAACAGUGCAUUUGCUAGCGUAAGAAAGUCAUCAAGCACAUCUAGUUUGCAAGAUCAGGAAAGUAGCAGUUCCUCCAUCCGGGCAGCAUCCAAAUGGAGUUUGAAGCCUGAUUUACAGGCUCUUUCAACAUCAGGCAUUACAAAACCGAUGUUUGAUGGAUUGCCAAAACCAAUAACCAGUAGAAGAAAUAAAGCUGCACUUGAUUAGGUACCCCUUUAUACGAGUAUGCUCGAUUUCAUUUUUGGUCCAUAUUUUGGCAGGCACUGCAUAGAUAAUUCUCAAGAGUAAAUAAAAAAUAAACUUGGAAAAUGUCAACAUACUAGGUUCCCAUUAGUUUGAUACAAGAGCAGUGUUCACAUAGAUUCAAUUUGUAGAUUCAUGAUUCUGUUCUGUAUUAACAAUUUUUUAAGUCUUAUUAUGGACUGGAAAAGUGGGUGCAAUAAUGCGGACAUUAAUAUCUGUA